Molecule: messenger RNA, 4209 nt
Organism: Stylonychia lemnae
Lineage: Eukaryota; Ciliophora; Spirotrichea; Sporadotrichida; Oxytrichidae
Source: the annotation of a GenBank genome assembly
AUGAUCGAGGAUAACGACCCUUUAAAAGAUAAGUCCUUAACUGGAAACAUAUCUUUAAAUGCAAGCUAGCCUGCUAUGAAUAACAAUGCAUCAAAAUACUUUAACGAGUAGCUAGUAGCUCACAAGCGGAAGAAGAUCAUCGACGAUUAAAAAGCAAAUGACAAUGAUGAUACUUUAAGUAAGAGAGCCAGUAAUAGAUCUAAAUCAAGAACUGUAAGGAGAAACCUAAAUUCAUAAGGUAGCAAGAGAUCCAAAAACUCAAGCUAUGAUGAAAUCAAUGCAAGUAGGGAAGAAUUAAUAAUUGCAAAGCAGAUAAGACAAUCAGAAGAAACACAUCAAGAAAUCCAAAAGAACCUGCUUAGUGAUUUUAACACCAGAAACGUUGCCAUUAUGGAGGAGGAAAGAGAGGAUACAACAAUUAAUCAGCUUUAAACUAGAUUCAGAGAUGUAUAAGUGCAAUAGCAAGCUGAUAUCAUUACAAACAAGAUGCCUGAAGUCUUGACUCAAUCAUGGGAGAAAGCUAUCAGAUCAUCAACUAAAUAAUUUGUCCAACAUCUUAUUGAAAUUAACAAUUAGCAACCAAAUAUUGUUAAGAAUGAAAAAUUCAAGAGAGGAGCUACUAGAUUCAUUGCUAAAAGAUAUUCAACAGAGUAAAGUGAAGAAGCUGAAUAAGUUCCCUUCGAACUGACUUAAUCCUGGGAAGAAUCGAUUCUCUAGGCCACUCAUGAAUUCGUUUAAGAACUAUUAUAGAGGCAUUUAAACUAAUCUCAACAAAGUGUGUCCGCUUUCUAAAGAGGAAAUACAGUGUUUAUCAGCAAGCAGAAAUCUAAACAGUAACUGAGCCAAGGCUCUAUUAAUACUAUCAGUGAGGAAUAAGAAGAAAACACUUCUGUUGUUAAUUUGGAAGAACAGGUACUAGAUGAGGUGAUGGCGGUUGCAAAUCUUGGUUUAGAUGAAGGGAAUGAGUAACAGCUGAUGGAAAGCAUAGUAGCUAAAUUAGAGCAGAUUAUAAUUGGGAAUGAAAUAGUUUGGAAUUCCAAUGACAUAGAAUUGGAAUUACAGAACAAUCUCAUAGAAGUAUCUUAUGAUAAAAUCGAGAGCACAAUCAUUAAUGAUCAUUUGAAAGCUCAAACUCAAAUAAUAAACAAGGAAUUCGAAUAGAAAUUCAGCAAUUUUAUCAUUGAAGAUCUGAUGGAUUAAACUAUAGAAUAGGAGUUCGAUGAGUAAGUAACAGUAGUUGAAUAAAAGAUUCAAGAAUUAGUAGACUAAUAUGAAUAGAGGAAAAAAAUAAGUGAAGACUAGAAAAGAAUAGAAGAGGAAAAAAAGAAACUGCUUGAAGACCAAUUAAAAAUUUAAGAAUAGAUGGCCUAGAUAGAAUAAGAGUAGCUCAAAAUUCAGUAAGAGAGGUAGAAAUUCCUAGAGGAACAGGAAUAGAUAGAGUUGUAGAGAUAAUUAAAGCUACAGGAAGAUCAGAGAGUUUUUUAGCAAAUGUAAAAAGACUUGGAGGAUAAGAAGCUAUCACUUCUGAAGUUAAAAAGCUACAAAAAAAGCCAAAUAUCUUUCCUUAAUGAGGAUGUUUCAGACUACAAAUCCAAAAGUAUUUUAGAGGAAGUGUCGAUGAAUGAAGAUCUGCCUAAUGAGAAGUCAGUAAUAUCAUAAAAGUAUGAGUCUGACUUUAUUCCUGGGAAUACUGAUAACUCCCAAGCUAAUCUCAUAGUAAUCAACAAUAAGAUCUCCAAAAAAGAGUUCAGUAUGGCUUUGGUAAAUGAAAGUUAAACUUAAUAGAUUUACAAAAGCGAUGAAGAUGAGUAACUAGAUGCUACAGCUACAUUUCAAGAUAAAAAUAUUUUACUUGAAGAAGCACUAGUAGAGUCAUCAUUAAUUACUUUAGAAUAAAGAUUGUUUAAAGAACUUUAUAAGUUCUUUAUUGAGCAUUUGAAGUAGGAUAUGUAUGAUAAAUUUAUAGAUUCAAUGGUAGACAAAACUCUUAAUAUAGUAUUACCAAUCACUGUACAAGAAGAAGCUAUGCAGCUUGAAAAUAAAUUCAUAAACUAUCUCUCAGAUAAAGCUGUCAAUUAAUGUGAGAGUUAAGUGGUAAGUAGCUUAGCUGAAAUGUGCUAGUAAAAUGAAUCAAAUUUGGCUGACUAGCAAAUUACCUUUCAAUAAUUAUAAAAUUCUCAAAAAUAAGAAAAGGUAGUAAGUAAAGGUACUUUAUAGAAAGUUAAGGUUAUCAAGAAAGCUAAGAUUAAAAAGAUUAGCAACUUUAACUAAACAAUGAACAAUUUAAAUCUUGAUUAAGUGAACCAAGAGCCUUAACCUUCUCAAUGGUAAAGAGUUAAGACUUAGGAAAUGAGUUCACGCCCAAUAUCGAUAAAGGAUAUGAAGAUCCAAGAUCUGUUAGAUAUUGAAUUCUUUGAAAAGUGCUUUUUCGGCAAAAAAUUACUAAUUAAAGAUCAAGUAGUUUUUAGAAUAUAUGCUAAUGAGCUGCUUGAACUCAUAAAAUCGAAUCUCAAUAAAGAUCUAAGAAGGAAGUACAAGUAGUUUAAGGAAUAGAGAAGAAAUAUGAAGAUAAAUCGCUAUAAUCCUAUUUAUGAUAUUGGACAAGUGACAAACAGAAGCGAGAGGAAAAAGAUAAAGUCUAGGUCUCCAAUUAGGGAAUUUGAUCCAAGUGUUGAGCUAGAGGGUUAUAAGAUGAUUGCAAAUUUUAGAUAAACUCUCACACCUGAGCCUGAAAGGUAAAGGUAAAUUGAUUAUAAUGACAGCACAGAGAAGACUAUUCUAAACAUUAACUUACCAGAAAAUAUAAAUAUAAAAGGAUAGAAAACCAGAAAGAAAAAAUCUAAGGGAUAAUCUUUAGAUGAUAGUAAAGGAGAAGGCAUUAUACCUAUAAUAAAUUUUUAACCGAAUCCAGAUGACACUUAGUUCUAGCAUUCUUCAGAUACUGCCAAUUUUAAUCCUAUGGAGAUAAAGAAUGGAAACUAAAGUGUACCUGAGUAAUCAAUAUUCUAGAAUUAAGCUUUAAACCUAGCUCCUCAGCCAUCAGAAGAUUAAUAAUAAACUGAUGAGUACAGUAAGACAAUUAAGAUUCGAAGAAAGAAAUAGCCAUCUUAAGUUAAGAUUAGCCAAUAAGAAGUUACAGAUCACAAAGGAAGAAGCAUAUCUAGAGGAACUUAUCGAAUUGGAGGCUAGCUCAGUCCUCCAAAGAACUUAUAACUAAAAGUAUAUCAAAAUCUAGAGACUUCUAUCAAGGAUAUUUUAAGGCAAAAGAAUUCAGCAAUUAAGCAAAUUAGAGCUAAAAGAAGAAUCAUUAAUCAUUCAGAGAGAGUUACACCUACAAUGUCUCCAACCAAUAGUAAUCACGACUACUCUAAGUAGAUGUCUAAUUACAGAAACUAGCUAGCACCGGGAACAGCAGAGUAAGAUAUGAGUACUCCAGUCUCUUUCGACAAUUCCUAGCAUUUCUAAAACUCAGAGAACUUCCAAAACAUGAUAUCAAAUUAAAAGCUCACAGCUGAAGAAUCCCAAGGAAUGAGAUAGAGAAUUGAGAAAAACCAAAUGUAAUAGCGAAGAUCAUCCACACCUUAAAUGGAGUUGGAUGUUUCUGAAGAUUAUAGAAAAUACAAACAGUAAAAUGAACUUGACAUUAUAGCUAUUAGUAAUCCUAAAAAGCGCAUUGGUGAGAUAAUAGAGAAAGCUAGGCAUUUUGUUAGGAUCGGCGACGAGUCAGAUAAACCCUAAUAUGUGUGUAAAGCUGAAGGCAGAGUAAAGGAUCAUAAUAAUAUUAAUAAGAAACAGCAGAGCAACUUAAGACCCUCUAGCCAUAUGCGCACCUAGGACAAUAGACCACUUGAACUGGCUAAGAUAGAUCCAUUUAUUUAGGAGUUUAUCAAGGACAAGAGGAUCUCGCAUAUUAUAGGAGCUGGAAAACAGUAUUAAAAUGGAAGGAGUAAAAGCAAAAAGCGCAGACAGAUCGAGGAACUUAAAGCUAUGAAUAAAACCGCAAUGACUAUGACUGUUCAAAAUUCUCCAGUUAGCACAAUAAUGAAUCACAAAAAUUUAAGCAAUAGCUUUGGAAUGUAUAAUGAUAAUAGCUAUGCCAAUAGUCAGAUUGGCUACAACAAUAAUAUGGCAAACUAUGAGGAAAUUAAGAAAAAUCUCAAAGGCAGAAGAGUAAUAGUUUCAAUGCAUGAAAAAUAAAAAUAAGAAUGA